Scylla paramamosain (green mud crab) is the source of this 1419-nucleotide messenger RNA. It is a transcript of the gene Hyls1, whose product is annotated as centriolar and ciliogenesis-associated protein HYLS1-like. Gene Ontology annotation, biological process: cilium assembly. Lineage: Eukaryota; Metazoa; Arthropoda; Malacostraca; Decapoda; Portunidae. The transcript is spliced from 4 exons. Gene Ontology annotation, cellular component: non-motile cilium; centriole. Bases 34 to 774 code for a protein of 246 amino acids. The record is from RefSeq and is a predicted model, not a curated record.
GGCACAGUCCUGAAGGUUCCCGACAGAAUUGCAAUGCCGUACCGCUUGAGGGUGACGCAGGGGGAGGUGAGGCAGGAGCUGGCUAAGAUGGGUUACAAAGGGCUCUCAGAUGAUACUGUAGCAGCCAUGCACAAAGAUCUGCUCAAGAUGAUCAAGAGUGACCUUCGCAAGAUGAAGUAUGAGAGACAGGAUGCAGAGCACACGGACAUCAGUGACUUUCAUCCUCCUGUCACAACCAAGCAACACACACACCACAAGCCCCCAGAGAGAAGCCUCCAGCUCUCUGCCCCCACGCCAAAGAAGACACACGCCAAAGAUAGAUUUUAUAGCUCCUUGAGUGCUUCCUAUACUUCAAAAGACAAAGAUGAAAGCACAGGGGAGAGUGGCUAUUCUGAUGUUGAGAGCACUAUCACAUCAGGCUUGUCAGAGGUGGGGAGUUUCUCUGCUACUGCUGAAGUUCCUCAGAAGCAGACUAGUACUAAAGUCAAGCCAAGGAGACCCAAAGAAGCAGCCACUAAAGACCCAAUGGAAAACAGUAAAGGACCAGUUUCGGGAACCUAUGUGCAGACCAGUGCUCCGGGUAAAAGGACAGCAGGAAAAACCAAAGUGAAGCAAGUGGGAAAGAAAGAUCUACCCCAGUAUCCUUCAAAGCCAGACCCAGUCAGACUAUACCACUACUACAAGGCACACUGGGACCAGUACAAGGUGCCUGGAGAAGACCCUCGCCUCAAGCUACGCUGGGCUGUCAGAAGUAAAUUGUUUUUUGCAGAGUAAACAAAUGUACAAAUCGUCUUUAGUCAGUAUACUUCACUAAAAAUAUAUUUGUAUAAAUGGAUUUUAUAGGAAAUUUGUCUUUCAUAGCACACAGCAGCAACGUGCCAGCUGCAGUGUGCCCUGGGUUUUAGGACUAUAAAGAUAUUAAAUCCUGUUAUAUGACAAAUAUACAUCUUGCCAUGAGUUCCUAAACUUUGUCAGUUUAAUAUAUACCAGGUGCCUUAACAUGUGCCUUGCUGUCAGUGUGAGGGAAUAAUAUUGUGUGGGUAGGAAUGUUAGAACAUUUGAGAACAUGAUGUAGGAGUUUUUGCAGGGUUUUAUCACCUCCAUACAUGUGUGUUAUAUAUAUUAUCCUGGCUACUUGACAUUAAUGUGAAUGUUUGCCUGGCAUAUAAUUAUAUUUAUUAUGAAGUAUGAAUGAUGUGCAUAUGAUUGUGUAGGCCACCCAUGUGGGACUGCUGGCCUGGUAUGUAGAUAGACUUUUCUGUGUGAUUGACAAUGCACUUGGUGAUGAAUUGUGCAUCUUUGUUGCAAGUGACAUCAUACAUGUAUGUAUUGUGUAGCUCAUACUGAAUGCUGUUUGUUCCUCAUAGUGAGCUGUUUAUUGUGGAGAUGCUUUUUAUAACAAUAAAAUGAAGCAUUGCA